Messenger RNA from Rhincodon typus (whale shark), 2175 nucleotides. Its product is annotated as latent-transforming growth factor beta-binding protein 2-like. The coding region runs from base 1 to 2175 and encodes 724 amino acids. Gene Ontology annotation, molecular function: calcium ion binding. Lineage: Eukaryota; Metazoa; Chordata; Chondrichthyes; Orectolobiformes; Rhincodontidae. The record is from RefSeq and is a predicted model, not a curated record. The transcript is spliced from 16 exons.
AUGCACUUCUCGCUGAAGGCUUUCAGUAACAUUACUAUCAUAUUCACAGAUAAUUUCCCACCUAACAUCACUGGAGAUUCAACCAUUCAAACUCGUCUUGAUGAACCAGUGUUUGUUCUUUUUGCUGCAACUGAUAGCAAUGAUGAUGAGGUGACAUUUUCAGUGGUGACUGAUUCUCCAGAUAUCACAAUUACAGAAAAGGGAAACUUUUCUUGGAAUCCAACAAGCUCCGCCCCAGUGUUUGCCAUAAUACAAGCAAAUGAUUCUAAAGCUGUUUCUGUGUUAGGAUUGACGCUUGUAUUGUGCAACUGCAGUAUCAAUUCAACUUGUGAUUAUUCCAGAUCAAUUUUGACCGUGGGAAAAAACAAUACUGUUUUUAAGAUCCCAGCAUGUAAUUGUACCCCUGCCUACACGGGUGAUUACUGCACUGAGGAUUUUGAUGCUUGUCAAGAUAACCAAUGUUUCCUGAAUGACACUUGCAAAGACCAACCUGCACCAUUGGAGGGUUACACCUGUGAUCCCUGUCCAGAUAAUUUAAGAGGAGAUGGGAUUAAAUGCUAUGACUUAGAUGAGUGCCAAGAAAAUACGCACACUUGUGAACAGAUCUGCACAAACGUUUUUGGAGGAUUCAACUGUAGCUGCAACCAAGGUUACACAAUAAAUACAUCAAACAGCUCCCUGUGUACUGACAUUGACGAAUGCAGCAAUAACUCUACAUGUCCCCAAAAUGCAGACUGUCACAAUGGAAUGGGCAAUUACUCAUGUGUAUGCAAGGCUGGAUACGAAGGAGAUCCAUUCAGGUUCUGCAUUGAUGUGGAUGAAUGUCUUGAUAGUAAUUCAUGUGCCAGCAAUAAUUCCAUCUGCACAAAUACUGAAGGCUCUUUUAACUGCACAUGUCUCAAAGGAUAUGAAGGAACCAACUGCACAGAUAUUGAUGAAUGUGCAGAAAAUCAGAACAAUUGUCCCUUGAGUUCUGUGUGCAACAAUACAGCUGGCUCAUUCAUAUGUCAAUGUAAAGACGGCUAUGAAAGUCCUAACUGCACUGAUAUUGAUGAAUGCACCAGAUUUCUGUUUGACUGUCCAAGUAACGCCGGCUGUGAAAACAUACCGGGUUCAUUCAUCUGUUCCUGUCUGCCUGGAUUCAAAGGAAAUGCAACAUUCUGCGAAGAUAUUGAUGAGUGUGCAGAGAAAAUAGCAUCGUGUCCUUUCAAUGAGACCUGUGAAAACACAAUUGGAAAUUAUACUUGUAUUUGCCCCGCUGGAUCUGAAAGAGUCAAUGGUUCUUGCCAAGAUAUCGAUGAAUGCCAAAACCCAGCAGAAUGUUCAGAGAGUGGGCAACGCUGUGUAAAUACUGAAUAUUCUUUUAAAUGUGAAUGCAAGAAUGGAUUUAUGAACAUUAAUGGAACAUGUGGAGAUAUAAAUGAAUGCCUUAAUGCAGAAGAAAACAACUGCUCUAAAACACUAGGGAUCUGCGCUAACUUGGAGGGUUCAUAUGCCUGUCAGUGCAAGGCUGGUUAUACUGGAGAUGGCAUUACUUGCAAUGAUACAGAUGAAUGUGCUGGCAGUAAUAUCUGUUCGAUGAAAAGCAAUACAAUGUGUGUCAAUACUGUGGGAUCUUACAACUGUACAUGUCAAAGCGGAUAUGAUGGCCACAACUGCAGAGAUCUGGAUGAAUGUCUUAAUGAUGAGAUAUGUUCGUGGAAAAACAACAGCAUCUGUGUCAAUACUGAGGGCUCUUUCAUCUGCUCAUGUCAAACGGGAUAUGAUGGAUUCAAUUGCACUGAUGUGGAUGAAUGUCUUGACCCUUAUGUGUGUUCCUGGAAAAACAAUACCAUGUGUGUCAAUACUGUUGGAUCGUACAACUGUACAUGUCGAGCGGGAUAUGAAGGUCCUAACUGCACAGAUAAUACCUUGGCUACAGCGACAACUGAACAGUCUACCUCAGGACCAGCAGUUACAACAUCAACAAGAAGUGUCACAAGUACAAAACCAACUUUGAUGACUGCAACAACCUCAACUGUAACAGCAUCCAGCACAAUGACCACAGAAAAGACCAUAGGAACAAGUCCCAAUGAAACAGCAGUUCCUGCAGUUACAAACUCAACAACAGGUGUCCCUACAACCACAACAAGCCCAACAACAACACCCAACAACUACCUUAACCACCACAACUAA